Diaporthe citri is the source of this 1005-nucleotide messenger RNA. RefSeq lists its product as uncharacterized. The coding region runs from base 1 to 1005 and encodes 334 amino acids. The transcript has 4 exons. The record is from RefSeq and is a predicted model, not a curated record. Lineage: Eukaryota; Fungi; Ascomycota; Sordariomycetes; Diaporthales; Diaporthaceae.
AUGCUUUCGCAUUCCGUCAUGACUCUGGCCAAGAAUCUCUAUACUAGCAAUGCUCGUUUCGUCUUUGAACUGCUUCAAAACGCCGAGGACAACCGCUAUACACGAGCUCAGGAGCAAGGCCACGCGCCCUAUGUUUCAUUCCAGGUCUAUAACGACCGCAUUAUCAUUGAGUACAACGAAGACGGCUUCAAAGAAGAGAAUGUGCGGGCGAUCUGCGAUGUUGGGAGGAGCUCCAAGGCAAUACGACAGCAGUUCAACGACUUACAGGAGAAUGUGCUCUUGUUUAUGCGGAAUCUUAGGGAAAUACGCAUUUCAUUCCUUGAUAACAACGGCAGAGUCCAAAGCUCAACCGUGUUCUCGGCCUCGAAGACAGACGCCAGGCGCAUCAAACUGACCAAGUCGGUCACCAAUGGGGCAGAGGUCGCACGCACUUCCCAGAUCUAUCACGUCACCAAGCAUUCUGUGAAAAGUUUGCCCAAGCAUGACGACCGUACGUACUCAGAGGAAGAAGGUCACAAAAGGGCCUACGCCGGAGCCGAAAUUAUUUUGGCCUUCCCCAUUUCAGAUGCCUCGGUACCUGUUAUCAAGCCCCAAGAUGUCUUCGCAUUUCUACCUAUGCGGCACAUGGGAUUCUCAGCCAACCGACAGGACAUAGUGGCAACAUCGCCGCGUAACCAAGGCAUUAUUGAACACAUUAGUGAUGCGUUCAUUCAUUCGGUUUUGGAGUUCUGCGAGCAUCCUGCCCUUCGAUACACCUGGAUGAGGUUUCUACCCAACAAGACGCAAUACCCAUACGACAACUUCUGGUCGAUCCUGGUCAAUCUGAUCGAAAGCAAGUUGCACAACGCCUCAAUCCUAUUGCCACAGAGCGAAGACAGCCUGCGUAAGAUCAGCGACCUUCGAGAACUUGAUCCUUGUCUCUGUGAUUCCAAGGGGGAGCCGUUGUUCAGAGACGUCACCCCGAAGAAGUGGUUAUCCCGACUGUAUCACAGGGAAGAUGUCUGA